Molecule: messenger RNA, 1491 nt
Organism: Vigna umbellata (rice bean)
Lineage: Eukaryota; Viridiplantae; Streptophyta; Magnoliopsida; Fabales; Fabaceae
Product: protein DETOXIFICATION 16-like
Biological process (GO): xenobiotic detoxification by transmembrane export across the plasma membrane
Cellular component (GO): membrane
Molecular function (GO): xenobiotic transmembrane transporter activity; antiporter activity
Source: RefSeq, a predicted model, not a curated record
AUGGAUAGAGAAGAUCAAAAGUCAUGUAUACAAUCUCCAUUGAUACAUAUCACAGUUGAAGAUAAGCUCAAAGUUGAUAGCAUACAACUAAACCAGAACAAGGCAAUAGAGAGAGCUGAACUCUGUGAAGAACUGAGGAAACAGUUAUGGCUAGCAGGGCCUUUAGUAUCUGUUUCUAUAUUAAAUUAUUCCCUACAAAUUAUAUCUGUAAUGUUUGUGGGGCAUCUUGGCCAAUUGCCACUCUCUGCUGCUUCAAUGGCUACCUCCUUUGCCUCUGUCACUGGUUUUAGCUUAUUGGUGGGAAUGGCAAGUGCUUUGGAUACCUUGUGUGGCCAAUCAUAUGGAGCAAAGCAGCACUAUAUGUUAGGCAUACACAUGCAGAGGGCUAUGCUUGUUCUCAUGAUUGUUAGCAUACACCUUGCAUUUAUUUGGGCAAACACAGGAUCUAUUCUGAUUGCCCUUGGCCAAGAUCAUGAAAUAUCUGCAGAAGCUGGACAGUAUGCUCGGCUUAUGAUUCCAAGCCUUUUUGCCUAUGGUCUUCUUCAGUGCCUCAACAGAUUUUUGCAAACUCAAAAUAUUCUAUUUCCAAUGGUGUUAAGUUCUGGAGUCACUACUUUACUGCAUAUUGCUAUAUGUUGGACCAUGGUAUUCAAAUCUGGACUGGGUUACAGAGGAGCUGCCAUAGCAAAUGCUAUAUCCUACUGGAUAAAUGUCUUCAUGCUGAUACUCUAUGUCAAGUUUUCUCCUUCGUGUUCAAAAACAUGGACUGGAUUUUCGAAAGAGGCAUUGCAUGGCAUCCCUUCUUUUCUUAGACUUGCAAUUCCUUCAGCUUUUAUGGUUUGCUUGGAAAUGUGGUCAUUUGAAAUGAUGGUUCUCCUCUCUGGCCUUCUUCCAAAUCCAAAAUUGGAAGCAUCAGUGCUUUCUAUCUGCCUGAAUACUUCGACAACUGUUUGGAUGAUCCCCUUUGGACUCAGUGGAGCUGUAAGCACUCGUGUCUCAAACGAGCUAGGAGCUGGUCACCCUCGAGCAGCACGCUUAGCUGUGUACUUUGUCUUUAUAAUGGCAGUUAUUGAGGGAACUUUGAUUGGAGCAGUGAUGAUACUACUGCGCAAUAUUUGGGGCUAUGCAUAUAGUAAUGAAGUGGAAGUGGUCCAAUAUGUAGCUAUCAUGUUGCCAAUUCUUGCGUUAUCCAUUUUUCUGGAUGCACUACAGUGUGUUCUUUCAGGCACAGCUAGAGGAUGUGGUUGGCAAAAGAUAGGGGCUUUCAUUAACCUAGGAUCAUACUAUUUAGUUGGGAUUCCAUCAGCUAUCUUCUUUUCUUUUGUCAUGCACAUCGGUGGGAAGGGCCUUUGGCUGGGAAUCAUAUGUGCACUAGUUGUUCAGGUGUCAUGCCUAUUUGUAAUUACAACACACACUGACUGGGAGCAAGAGGCAAAGAAGGCUAAAGAAAGAGUGUACAAUUCAAUGACAGCAGGGUUCAUAGUCUCAUGA